AUGGGAGCCCUCGAUGAGGACGCGCCCCAACCUGGCCAGAGAGCUGAGGCCGAGAGGGCGGUGCUUCCCCAGUCAGCAUGUGGGCGGGGGAGGGCGGGGACCAGCAGCCGCAGAGGCGUCGACGGCGGCGGCGACGACGACGUUCCUCAGUCUUCGGGGUGGGCUCGGCGGCUUUCAGACCGAGUGUGUCAGCAGCCAGGACUUUCUCUCUGGGUCCCCUUCCAAAACGCAGCCACCGCCGUCACCAACCUCUACAAAGAGAGCGUGGAUACUCAUCAGCGAAGUUUUGAUAUUGGAAUUCAGAUUGGCUAUCAGCGACGCAAUAAGGAUGUGUUGGCUUGGGUUAAAAAGCGCAGAAGAACUAUUCGUAGAGAAGAUUUGAUCAGCUUCCUGUGUGGGAAAGUUCCUCCACCACGAAACUCUAGAGCUCCCCCAAGACUGACUGUAGUGUCCCCUAACCGAGCUACUUCAACGGAAACUAGCUCAUCUGUAGAGACUGAUUUGCAACCCUUCCGGGAAGCCAUAGCUCUGCAUGGUCUUAGUGGUGCAAUGGCUAGUAUAAGCGUGCGUUCGAGUGCCCCAGGCUCUCCUACACAUGUAAGCAGUGGAUCGAAUGCUAGUCGAAGGAGAAAUGGACUCCAUGAUGUCGAUUUGAACACUUUCAUAUCAGAAGAAAUGGCACUCCACUUGGACAAUGGUGGAACUAGAAAGCGUACCUCAGCCCAGUGUGGCGAUGUCAUUACAGACUCACCAACCCAUAAACGCAACAGAAUGCUCUAAACUGCAGACAUUUCCACACCCACCAUGCUGCUUGAAAGCCACUUGAUCCUCAACAUAUACUAUUAUUGCAAAGGAAACAUGAGGCCAUCUUCCCUUGUUCACUGUUUAAGACAGGUGAAUUCUGUAGUGGCUACCAUAAAAAGAAGCUCUAGGUAUUUACGGUAGACGCCUCUUGUAACCAUGGCUUUCUUGAAUCUGUAACCCUAGCAGAGGACAUCAGACCUCGUGGAGUCGUUAGCAAGAUCAUCAUAGGCAAACAUAUAUCCGUUCCAAGGCUAAAAGUGACCUUAACCGUAUUUAUUCUCAAAGGGAAGGGUAACAAUCAGAUGUUUAUUUGGUUAUAGAAUGCUUUUUUUCUCCGCCCCCUCCCCUCUCCUCCUUCCUUUUUGGUCCAUUUCCUGCUGCGUUGAGUAUUUUGCUCCAACAGUAUUGCCAGGUUCCUAAAACGAUCCCAACCCCACGAUUUGGCUUCCUCGUCACAUCUCCAGGCUUCCGGUUUUGCAGCGGCCCCGUGCCACGCACCUGGUCUCUCUCUAGUCAGCAGUGUGCCACUUCUCGUGAUGGGACUGUGCCCUGGUUUUAGUUUUCCACACAGUUUCUACUUCUGGUGAUUGUGUGGUGUAAAGAGGUGCUAUGAUGGCCAUGCAGUUAAUAUCGAAUCAAUGCACAGAACCUUACUGGAUUCACUGUGUGUUAGCGCUCUAAAAGUAGCAAUAUGAUUAUUAAAGUGCCCCCUGGAUUGACCCCAUAGGCUUAAAAUACUCCCAUCUUAAGACAAGUACUACUUCCCGCGCAGGGUACUGUUCCUUAGGGUAAAUGUAAACUCGUAGACUGCGUUCAAGGGGGACCUACAGUAGGGAGGUCAUGAACUUGGAAGAUGGGCUUCCUUUUUGGCUCAGUAUUAGCGAGAGGGAGAUGGAUGGUGGGGGAGGGUCGGUGUUCCAGUCUUUCGUAUCCUGUUAGACAUUUUCCACGAAGACCCCACUUUGCGCAGUUUCCAUUGGAAUUGGUGGAAGGUGACGGUCUUUCAUCUGCCAAUGGUGCUAUCACAACUUAAGUAGCGACCCCCCCCCUCCAGUCCCUCCCCCCUAACUGGUGCAGUUUGGAAUCUCAUUCUGGAAAAGAUGGAAUCGCAUGGAGGCUUCUCUAGAUGUUAGUUUGACCUAAAUAAAGGUUCUGAGUAGAUUCCACUUUUGAGUCCCUUAAUAAGACCUCUUGUAGCCACAAUGUUUUAGAGCAUGCUUCAUCUUCAUUUUUAAUAUCUUGAACUGAAUGAUAGUCUUUUUUAGAUGAAGAACUGAUGUCAGCCUGCCAGGUACUGUAAUUUAUUCUAUCAUAUGCUAUUAUAUAUCAAGUAGGACAGUGAAAAUGUUUCCUUGCAAACUCUGUAGUCCAGUAUCAGUUAACUUCCUGUUUUUAUCCUUAAAAGACCAUUGCAAAUCAGUGUAAGGGUUUUUCCAGUAAUUACUCACAGCACUUUGUUAAAGUUUGCAACUCCUUCAGCCAUUUAAUAAUAUCUUUCUGUGAAGAAACGUUGCUAAGUUAACCAUAAUAUUCACGGACUGGGUGGGGGGUGAAUGGAUUGUUAGACAUGUGUGAGCUCAAGUUCUGUAUUCAUAGAGAUCUAGCCCUAAUUGAAAACAAAAACAAAAGUCAGUUCCAUACUAAAAUUGAAAGUGAGGUAAUUCACAAUUUUUGCAAAAAGCGGAUCAAUUCUUUUUUGUUCGACUAUAAUAGCAGAGAGAAUUAUACCUGAAACAGACGAGCCUGUGUAUUAGGAAUACUUUUAAGCUUCCCUUUGGAAUAUGCCCAGAAAUGCAUUUGGAGUUACCUGGUUUUUUUUUUUCCCCCCUAUCGUUGUAAAUUUAGAUUCUGGAAUUGGUGUCUGGUGGUGUGACGCCUUGCUCACAAGUGGCCAGACCUCUUCCUAAAGGAUUUUUGAGAGUGAGGAACACCAGUGUGACCUCCCCUUUAUGCCUUGGUCCUAUGGUUCCUCCUGAAUCGAAUAACAAUUUUUUAUUUUUGGUUGUUUUUUUGUUUUUGUUGGUGCUCUGACGCUUAAUCUCAGUACCCUUUACUCUCGAUUGUCAAAUUUUGAUACAACAUGUGCCAUUUUCUUUGGUAAGAGAAAGCAGGUCUUAAUGUCUGCCAGGACACGAUUUAUAUGCCUUAUUGGCUCCAUUAAACUUUUAAAAAACUUUAGCAUUCGUUACUUUUUUUCCACUGCAUUUAAUCUCCAGUGAGAUUUGUCAACCUCCUCCUAACUCCCCGACCCUCUGCCCUCGCUCCGCCUUCCCCUUCUCUCUCCCGUGCCCCCAGCACAAAAUAACUCUUAAGAUCUAGGAGUAGAAAGGGAAAUGAUUUCUCGAAGGAAACCGUCGUUCUGACUGCUAGAAUUUUGAAGCCUUCAUUGUGCCAUUUUAGAUGCAAACAAAUCAUGGAAGAUUUGCAUACCGUGUGGUACUUUUUUAAAUGACCGUGGUUUUUCUUUUUUUCAGUCUCUUGAGCACAGUGUAGGUUGAAUUUUAAAACCGAACAGUUGGUUCUGGGGGAGCAGAACCUUCCCUCAUCUUUAAGCUAGACCCUCGGAUUCUUGCAGACCUCCUGGCUCCUGAGACCUGUCGCUGCCCCCCUCACUUGGCCUGAGCAGGUUGAGUUCAUCCCAACCGCGCAGUGUUCUGAGCAUGGCUGAAGCGUUCACAACUUACGGUGUUUAGCAUUUUAUAAUAAGAGCAAAAUUAAUGGAAAGCAUUUGGCUGAAUCUAAAGACCCACAGACAGAUUCUUCAACAAUGUGGUUUACCCAACUGGAGACAUGGUGCACAUCUUCAAUCAAUCAACCAAUAAAUAAUUUAAAAAUCCGAAAAA
Molecule: messenger RNA, 3647 nt
Organism: Suricata suricatta (meerkat)
Lineage: Eukaryota; Metazoa; Chordata; Mammalia; Carnivora; Herpestidae
Gene: HAPSTR1
Product: chromosome 8 C16orf72 homolog
Exons: 4
Coding region: 1-780 (259 amino acids)
Source: RefSeq, a predicted model, not a curated record